CAGCAGCGGCGCGUUCACGCUCUCGAGUCACUCCAGCGCUGCCGACUGUCGGGAUGUGACCCCGGAACAGGACGCCUCCUUAUACACAACACAGCUCACAAAUACAACAAAAAACGACAGAAUCCUGGACCAGGAGAGCAGUGCGUCAGGAGCAGGGGGGAUGAACCGAGAGGAAGCCCCUGGCAAGUCUCCUGAGGAGAUGUACAUCCAGCAGAAGGUGCGGGUGCUGCUCAUGCUCAAGAAAAUGGGAUCAAAUCUGACACCAAAUGAGGAAGCAUUUCUGCGGAAUUAUGCAGGCGUGGUGCACAGCCAGAUGAGUCAGUUACCACAGCACCCGAUUGACCAGGGAGCUGAGGAUGUGGUAAUGGCCUUCUCAAGAUCAGAGGCCGAGGACAGGAGACAGUGACCUCUCGCCAUGCCGAGUCACUACAGCUGAACACUACUCAACACUGUUGACCGAUGGAGAGGGCGGAGCUUGAGAUGAGAGAGGGGCGGGGCUCUGCUGCAUGCCAGUUGCCCCACUUCCCUUCUCUUCCCGGUUCCCCUCUUCUUCGUCACAUUAACUGUUACACUAUCAGGCCCUGCGGCCACACUACCUGAUGACUUACAGCAAACGAGUCAGAAAGAGUUCUGGUGGGUAAAUAUUAGAUUUGGGUAUUAUGUUUAAUUUUGCCAUCAUCCUUUUGUAAAUGGCGUUUUAUAUUUGUUCCCAUGAGAGACUUAAUGGACCAAGAGCUUAAAUUGUCUGGUCAAAAAGUAUAUAAAUCAUCUUAUGGGUUAUUACAGACGAUUUUAUUUUUCGGUGUAUGUAGUUUCUUCUUUUUAUUGUCCACAGGAUCCUGCAGGUAAAAAAAAAGUACCUUAUUUUUUUCAGGUUUUUUUUAUUUGUUUAGUAAUCGUUCGCAUCCUAAUUUCAUAAAACAUUAAUGUUAUUGUGGUGGAUACUAAAUUGUCAAAAAGGAUGAGGCCCGUACACACUCACAGAACGAUGUGCACAAAUGACCUGAUGUUUCAUGAUCUCUCUUUUCGAUGUAUGGAUUAAUGUGUAAUUUCAUAGCCUUUUUUGUACACAGCGUGAGGAAAAAAAAAAGUAGAACAGUGAACGAUUCGUGCCAACUGUGUUUUUAUGUAAAAUAUUUCUAAAGGUAUCUAAUGAAUGUCUUAGAUCCUUAUUUAUUUUUUCAAUGUCUUAAAAUGUAGACAUACACGGACCCCUUUUAAACUGCAAUUCUGAUUUGUAACCAAUUUUUAAUACAAAUGACUUUAGAAACUGUAAUAACCGAUUUACAUGUCAAAUAGAAAGCCUCAGCCUGAAGCGGUGUAACAGGACAUGCCAUACUCGGAUGUGAGUAUGUGUCAGCAUAUAUUUGACUGUCUGACUGAGUGGUGCUAGCGAAACACGUUUUUAGUUAUUCUAAUUGAAGUCGAAGAUGAAUAUAAUCUUGUGUGAAUUCAGAGGACGCUAAAUGAAAACCAAACCUUUUUUCUAUUAGGACUUCAAUUAAAUCUUAGAUUUUGUGUUUCGUCCUCUGACCUUUUUGGUAACAUUAUUUCAUGAUCAGUAUUUAAUGCGUAUUCAUGUUUUGUUAACUUGCUUAACAUAAUUAUUGUAUCUUAGUGUUUUGAAAUGACGCAUGCCUGCAUUGUGGUCUCUGGUGUAUGUUCAAGUAGCUCUGUAAUGGUCACAAGAGCCUUGCUGCAUUCAACAUCAGUCUACACCUCUUUUCAAUCUGUGGAUGUAAGUCUUUUUAUGAAAAUGGCUUUUAUAUUUCUCGCUAAUAUCAGCAAUAAGUAUUUGAUUGAAUGUCUUCAGUCAUCAAGAUAACUUGUCCAUAUGACAGCUGCAUUAUGACAGGAACAUGCAUCUGAUUUCUUUUUAACUGUAAAUCUUUAUUUUGUCUAUGCAUUGUUUUGUUUUUUUUUUUGUCCUGUUUUUUUUUUUUGCAUCAGAACCACACAAUCGUGUCUUACACACACUCAUUUCUGGUUGGGUUUGUGGAUUUGCAUCCAUUGAAUGUCACUCUGGAUUCUUGUUUAAUUCAUUGACUUCACUGCAUGUUGUCUGUACUCGCUUGAGCUGUUAAACUAUUUAAUGUGAAUUGCUUUUUUUAUUGUUUAAAAUUCAGUUGAAUGGUUGUUUUAUGCUGUAUGGCUGUCGAAUUCGUCCCUUGACUUAAAAGCGUCUGAAAUCUAUACCAACUGAACCAUUAAAGGAGUUGAAAACUGCC
This is a messenger RNA of Carassius auratus (goldfish), 2228 nucleotides long. RefSeq names its product beta-catenin-interacting protein 1-like. The record is from RefSeq and is a predicted model, not a curated record. Gene Ontology annotation, molecular function: beta-catenin binding. Gene Ontology annotation, cellular component: cytosol; nucleus; beta-catenin destruction complex. Lineage: Eukaryota; Metazoa; Chordata; Actinopteri; Cypriniformes; Cyprinidae. The transcript has 4 exons. The coding region runs from base 161 to 406 and encodes 81 amino acids. Gene Ontology annotation, biological process: negative regulation of Wnt signaling pathway.